AUGAUAAAAGCGUUUCUCUCAAUUCUGCUUCUCGACGACAAAUAUCCUCAGCAGACAAAGAGGUACGCAGCCGGUGCUGCAGCAGCAACAGCAGCAGCAGCAGCAGCAGCAGCAGCAGCAGAAGGAGCAGCAGCAGAAGGAGCAGCAGCAGAAGGAGCAGCAGCAGAAGGAGCAGCAGCAGAAGGAGCAGCAGCAAAAGAGUGGCAGCAGCAGCAGCAGCAGAAGCAGCAGGAACAGCAGCAGCAACAAGAGCAGCAGGAAGAGUUGCAGCAGCAGCAGAAAGAAGAGGUACAGCAGCAACAGCAGCAGCAACAGCAGCACAAGGAAGAGUAG
Molecule: messenger RNA, 333 nt
Organism: Eimeria mitis
Lineage: Eukaryota; Apicomplexa; Conoidasida; Eucoccidiorida; Eimeriidae
Exons: 2
Coding region: 1-333 (110 amino acids)
Source: RefSeq, a predicted model, not a curated record